This is a messenger RNA of Daphnia carinata, 3229 nucleotides long. RefSeq names its product ras-GEF domain-containing family member 1B-like. Gene Ontology annotation, cellular component: plasma membrane. Gene Ontology annotation, molecular function: guanyl-nucleotide exchange factor activity. Lineage: Eukaryota; Metazoa; Arthropoda; Branchiopoda; Diplostraca; Daphniidae. The transcript is spliced from 12 exons. The record is from RefSeq and is a predicted model, not a curated record. Gene Ontology annotation, biological process: positive regulation of GTPase activity; Ras protein signal transduction. The coding region runs from base 239 to 2347 and encodes 702 amino acids.
GGCUUCUGUGCAUGAGAGACCCACUCGCAGUGGAGGUCUGUCCUUCUUGCCAGUCGGACGCUCUAGAAUUUGUUCUGUUUCAAUUUCUCUUGUGAUCGAAUUUCGAAUGCAAAACUCGCACAAUGUGAACUCGUUUUAUUGUGGCACAACCGUUAAAGAAAAAGUGUGGCAGUUAACUUGUCUGCAAAGUGAUUUGGAACGGUGUCGAUAACACUCGUGAGCAUUGAAUGGCUUCCGUAUGUGGAGUGACUCGAAAUUAACAAAGUCAAUCAGAAAAAUGGCGUCGAUGGAUGACGUUGAACUGCGCGAGACGGUGGAAUCCAUCUUGGGCCAAGGGAUCCGCAUGCUGGACGUUGAGAAGAAGACGAGCUACAAAUCGGAAGAGGUGCUGCUCAUCAACGGCGUGGCCGUGCCGCUGGUGGGCGCCGACGGGGACAUCAUCCGUCAAGCGCUACUCAGCGGCCAGGUGCCGCCUUCGGACGUCCUCAACUCGCUACUCAUCUCUGCCGGCAUCUGGCGCCACCCGGUCCGUCUCCAGACGGAAUUAACCGUCAAACAUACGACUCUCAAUCGCGACGCCAUCACCGUCUCGCGCAACGGGCGCGUCGUCGACGAGCGGCUCAAAGAGACCAAAGAGGAGGAUCUCCUCCACAAAACGUCAACGGAAGUCUGGAGGGCCGUGGCCGGACCUGACUCGAUGACAGACAAGCUCUUCCAGCCAGACCCCAGGGCUUCUUCUUCGCCCGCCAAUGAACUUCCGACCGAAGCCACUCGCAAACAAGAUGAAAAAUCUGACAUCCGAUUCCCUUCGGAUGUCGAUACUGCAGAUGAGGAAACGACCAGUCCAUCUCCAACUCCUUCGAUAUUCGGGACCGUGGCUUCGGAGCUGACACCCAAAGAUGGAUCUUCUCGCAAGUCGCUUCCGCAAACCCCUAAAUCGCCCGGCAGCAUGGGAAUCGAAGGCAGCACGAGUAGCAGCAGUUCCGAAACGGUGGAUGACAGCGGUUCUGAGCCGGACAACUCACUCGUGUUCCAGGACAAUAAUUUAGUGUCUGGUCCGCUGGAUGCCCUGCUGCAACAUUUGGUGCCGACAGCCGAGUACUAUCCUGACAGGACGUACAUCUUCGCCUUCCUACUCUCGUCGAGGCUAUACAUCAAACCCCAUGCCCUGCUGGCCCAAGUCGUCCGGCUUUGCAUGCUCCAGCAGAACUUGGCCGACCAGAAACUCACUAAAGAUAAGUUGGGAAGGUUUUGUCCGCACAUGGUUCAACUGCUAUCCGAGUGGAUGGAAACAUUUCCGUACGAUUUUCGCGAUGAGCGCGUCAUGCAGCACGUCCGCCAGUUGACCCAGCGUUGCGUGGCCCUCGAUCCUUCGUUGAGACGGGACGUCUCGCAAAUGCUGCAUAACCUUCUGCACCGGCUGACGGCCCUUGAAAAAUACGAAGAGUUUCUGGAGAAGAUCAACACGGAGGCAUCAGCCGCUCUCAUAGAUACUGUGAAUGUGGUUAGUUAUCCACUCAACUGCGACGUGACAGAGGUAUGCUCCAGCCCGCUGAUGCUGGCGCAACAGCUGACACACAUUGAGCUGGAACGAUUGUCGUUCAUUGGACCCGAAGAGUUUGUGCAGGCGUUCGCCAAGGAGAACCCCAAUGUGGAAACAUCUUUCAAAGACAUGAAGAAAACUCGCAAUCUCGAGUCGUACAUCCAGUGGUUCAACAGGCUCAGCUAUUUCGUUGCCACCCAAGUGUGCUCGAAUGUCAAGAAGAAGCAGCGCAUCAAAGUAAUUGAAUACUGGAUAGAAGUAGCCCGAGAGUGCUUCAACAUCGGUAACUUUAAUUCGCUGAUGGCCAUCAUUGCCGGACUCAACAUGUCGCCCGUUUCGCGUCUCAAGAAAACGUGGCACAAAGUGCAGUCGGCCAAGUUUUCAAUUCUGGAGCAUCAGAUGGAUCCAUCUUCGAAUUUCAGUAGCUACAGAUCGACCCUGAAGGCAGCGAUGUGGAGGUCUGCCGGUGCUAAAGACGAGCGUCAGCGUAUUGUCGUCCCAUUCUUUUCGCUCCUGGUCAAAGAUCUCUAUUUCCUCAAUGAAGGAUGCGCAAAUCGGUUACCGAAUGGUCACAUCAACUUUGAGAAAUUUUGGCAGCUAGCCAAACAGGUGACGGAAUUUAUGACGUGGAAGCAGGUGACGUGCCCUUUCGAGAAACACCCCAAAGUCAUCCACUAUCUACAAACGGGAACGAUCCUCAGCGAAAAUGGUAUUGCUCUAUCAUCAUUUGAUUGCGAACCACCAGAAAAUUCUCAUGAAAAAGAAAGGUUCAAAGCUUUAAAAUUAGCCGCCAUUCACGCAUAAUGUUGAAUUAAGCGACUGGUAGAUGGCGUCGGCAUUCCUGUUUUUCAACCCCUCCCCUCUCUGUUUAUAUAUUUUCUUCACGUGAGAGAACUCCUUUUGCAACCGCAACUUCAGCACUUCCAUCUCGAUCCGUUUUUUCUUCUUAUUUUAUUUUUUUUUUUUGUCGAAAGUUUGGUCCAUUCUAGUCAAGAUGUGUCUGCUGUGCUCGCUUCCUGAACUUUUCCGGACAAAAUUAAAUUCCGCCCCCGUAUUUCUAUUUCGUUUCAUGUAAAUAAUAUUUUUUGUUCUUCUUCUUCUUCUUCCACCGUCUAUACGAUAUAUACAUAGUUCUAUAUAAUAAAUAUGAUCACAUCGAAAGGUUUAGUACAGGGCCAGCAGUCCAACUCCCAUCUCUUCUCUCCCUCGAUUUUUGGAAUCCUGAAACAAUUGAAGGUCUUCAUCCCCUCUCUAGUCCUGUCCUCAUUUCAACCAUCCUCCUGAAUCCAUCAUCAUUGUAGUAAUUAUACAACACAUCCCACCUCAUUGUAGACACACUGCAAUCAGACAAAACAUCAUCGAGUUGUUACAUCCAUUAUGACCCUUCGUUUUUCUUUGUUUCCAUCCGUAUUCUCUCCUCACUCUUAAUUUGUUUUUGUCGACAUUUUGUGAAAAAUAUUGGUGUUCCGGAUUUUUGUUCGUUUUUCAGAUCCAUUUGGAUCGAUUGACAUGUUGAUGUUGUCGCCCUCCGUAAGAGGCGUUACGUACGAAAAGAAAACAAAAUGGAGUCGGGCAGGGAACAUUCAACACACACAAAGUUGCAUUCACAUCUCAAAUUUGUACAUUCCUCCUUUUUUCUCUUAAUUUUUCUUUUCUAUACUUUUCUCAUUACAUUCUACCAUUUUU